Perkinsus marinus ATCC 50983 is the source of this 654-nucleotide messenger RNA. RefSeq lists its product as hypothetical. Lineage: Eukaryota; Perkinsozoa; Perkinsida; Perkinsidae. The transcript has 6 exons. The record is from RefSeq and is a predicted model, not a curated record. The coding region runs from base 1 to 654 and encodes 217 amino acids.
AUGAGUCUGGAAUUUGACCUGCCUCGGGAAGGGCCUUGGCUGCCUAGUGCUCGAAUCACGAGCCAGGCUGAGUUCAACACCGCCCUGCGAAUGAUGGAUAGAGCGUUGAGGAAUUUACGCUUGACACAAGCCUGCGAGCCACUGUGCAACUGGCAGGCUCAGAUGAAUCCUAUCACGAGUGUCGCUGUAUAUAAACGGUUAUUCGAGGCGUAUGCGAACCUGUUCACUUCCAAUUGGGAGGAAUCGGACCGCCAGAAAGUGCGGGAUGGACUACGAGUACCGGAGCCGAUCGGUAUGAUGCUUCGAGAAAGGUGUGAAAGGUUCCGAAUCGGAGAUCAGCGACUUACUGCAUUCGAGACGGUUAUGCUCAUUCGAUGGCUGUCCCGACAAGCGGAUCGUCGUGAGGCCUUCCAGCAGCUUGUCACGCGGUGCACCGGAGCUGCUGAGGAAAGAAUGGCACCUUGCCUGUUGACGGUCGAGGUUGGCGAUGAGCUCAGACGGUACGAUCUGGCCCGAUCGAUAAUGGUAUAUCAGCACAGCAGAGUGCUCCCUCAUGACAGCUUCUUGGGCACGUUCAUUCGUCUGGGAAUAGACUGGCCCAACGAGGAGGCGGAUCCGGUUCAUGAUUUCCUAUUGAGUAACGCUCAGUUCUGA